Molecule: messenger RNA, 1242 nt
Organism: Penicillium egyptiacum
Lineage: Eukaryota; Fungi; Ascomycota; Eurotiomycetes; Eurotiales; Aspergillaceae
Source: the annotation of a GenBank genome assembly
AUGGCUUCGAUGUUCAACUACUUUGGCUUCAAUGCCCCUGCCUCCAAGGGAGAAACCAAAGCUUCCCCAGUUCGUGCCUUGCCUGCAUCAUGGUACACUUCGCCUGAGAUGUACGAGCUGGAGCGUCGAGCCAUAUUUUCGAAAAGAUGGCUCUUCAUCACCCACAGCAUGCGGCUGAAGAACACCGGCGACUGGCUCCGCUACGAGGUUGCAGGUUUCGACUUCAUCAUCACUCGCGACCGACAGGGCGACAUCAACGCAUUCCACAACGUCUGCAGACACCGUGCGUACCCGGUAGUUGAGAAAGAGGGUUCCGGAAAUUCCAAAAUCCUCGCUUGCCGAUACCACGGCUGGUCUUACGGACUGAAUGGCAAACUCGCCAAAGCUACGAACUACCAAGAGCUGAGCGACUUCGAUAAAGAGCAGAACGGUCUUUUCAGGAUCCACCUUAAGAUCGACGUUAAUGGAUUUAUCUGGGUCAACAUGGAUGCGAAUGAAGUCCCAGAAGUGUCGUGGGAGGAGCAUUUCCGUGACGUCGACAAGCAAGAACGGUACAAAGCCUACAACUUUGACGACUACGAUUUUGACCACAACUAUGCGCUCGAGGGUGACUAUAACUGGAAGAUCCUGGCUGAUAAUUUCAAUGAAUGCUACCACUGCCCCACGACACACGCCGAUAUUCCUGAAUUCCUCAACCUGGAAUCUUUUGACAGCGAUCUCAAAGAUGGACACAUCCAACACCAUUGCGAGUCUACACCAGAGCAGAUCGAGAAGGGUCUUUACACUGCCAGUACCUACUACUUCCCUAUAUCUGCCAUGGUUGUCUCGCCACAUUUUAUAAUGAUCCAGAAAUUCCUCCCCUCUAGUGCAAAAAGCUCCAAGAUGGCCUACGAAGUCUACCGAAACCGAAACUCCUCCGAUGGCGACUUCAAGCUUAUCAGUGACAUGUACGCGCGUGUCAUGGGAGAAGACAAAGUCCUCUGCAACAAUGCUCAGAAGAACCUCGACCGAAAUGUCUUUACAAGUGGCGAGCUUCACCCCAAAUAUGAGAAGGCGCCGCUGUUUUUCCAGAGCACUGUCCGCGACGUCAUCACAGAGCACUUUGAGCGUGAGAAAUCCGAGGGGCGGGAGAUCUGGCCGGCGAAACCGAAGGUGUCAUGCAAUGCAGGUGUUAGUGAGAAGGAUGAGCAGAUUUGUGCUUCUCUGGCCUGUGGAGCUCAGAAAGAGGUUCUAGCUUGGUGA